AUUUACGAUAUGAUACCAUCCAGAUUACAAAAUAUCAAAAAAUCCCUCAUUUCAGUGCCCGCCAGUCGUGCAUUUUCCAUUUUCAGUUUUUUUUUCUCUUCUCUAUCACCAUUCAAUUCCAUCCCUCAGUUUCUCACUAUCUUUUUCUUUCUUUUAAAAAAACAAAAACAAAAACAGGUUUUUUAGCUUGUAAUCUUUUUUUUUUUUGGGGGAAAAGAAAACCCAUUACACCCUAAAUCCUCAUCGUCUUAAAUACUAGAACAACAUUUCAUCUCCGACUCUAUUUUGGCAUUUUCUCCUUUCUCUGUCUCUGGGUCUGCGAAUUGGAAGAACUGGGAAAUCUGGGUUCAAAUGGCUUCCAACAUAGGCAUAAUGGACAGUGCUUACUUUGUUGGACGGAAUGAGAUUUUAACAUGGAUCAACAAUCGUCUUCAGCUCAAUCUCUCUCGCAUUGAAGAGGCUGCAUCUGGUGCUGUGCAAUGUCAAAUGAUGGAUAUGACCUAUCCAGGAGUUGUUCCAAUGCACAAGGUCAAUUUUGAUGCUAAGACAGAAUAUGAUAUGAUCCAAAAUUAUAAGGUUCUGCAGGAAGUAUUCAACAAGUUGAAAAUUGAGAAGCAUCUUGAAGUCAAUAGACUUGUUAAAGGCAGGCCUUUGGACAACUUGGAGUUCUUGCAAUGGCUGAAGCGCUACUGUGAUUCUGUAAAUGGUGGCAUAAUGAAUGAAAACUAUAACCCCGUGGAGCGAAGGUGCAAGGGUGGGAAGGAUCGGUAUCCCAAGGGUUCUCAGAAAUUCUCAAAAUCUUUGCAAACAAACAAUUUACAUAACCCUGGCUCUGGCGAUACAGUUGGUCUCAGUAAAACCUCUGGACCAAAGCAAGGGAAGCCUUAUGCAGCGGCUGGGGGUGCUAAUUCUUCAGGAGAGGUUCAGGCUUUGUCCAAGGAGAUUACAGAUCUCAAGCUCUCCGUGGACCUUUUGGAAAAAGAAAGGGAUUUUUACUUUGCAAAAUUAAGGGAUAUUGAAAUUCUCUGUCAGACGUCUGAAUUGGAGGAACUUCCGAUGGCAGUAGCAAUAAAGAAAAUAUUAUAUGCUGCCGAUGCAAAAGAAUCACCACUUGCUGAAGCCCAGGAGUACCUCUACCAAUCCAUGAAUGCUGAUGAGAAAGAAGCUGAAACCGAAGAAACUGAUCCCUAAAUUUGAUUUUUGGGACCAACAAUGAAGGCUAUUGUUGCGCCUAAACAAGCCCAUGAAUCAGUGAUCUGUCUGUUAAUUGAAGAACUUAUUCCUCCUUGUAUGUGUUGAUCAUAUGACUAUGAAUUGAAAGAAAUGAGAUUUUAUUAAUAAUAGAGCCUCAUUCUUCAAUUGUUCUAGGGCCUCUGGCUUUUGUCUUCUCGAGUGAACUUCUUUGCAUAA
Prunus persica (peach) is the source of this 1410-nucleotide messenger RNA. Its product is annotated as microtubule-associated protein RP/EB family member 1B. Gene Ontology annotation, molecular function: microtubule plus-end binding. NCBI's taxonomy places the organism in Eukaryota, Viridiplantae, Streptophyta, Magnoliopsida, Rosales, Rosaceae. Bases 352 to 1191 code for a protein of 279 amino acids. Gene Ontology annotation, biological process: thigmotropism; protein localization to microtubule plus-end; spindle assembly. The record is from RefSeq and is a predicted model, not a curated record. Gene Ontology annotation, cellular component: microtubule plus-end; cytoplasmic microtubule; spindle midzone. The transcript has 8 exons.